Molecule: messenger RNA, 1854 nt
Organism: Suillus subalutaceus
Lineage: Eukaryota; Fungi; Basidiomycota; Agaricomycetes; Boletales; Suillaceae
Product: P-loop containing nucleoside triphosphate hydrolase protein
Exons: 4
Coding region: 47-1495 (482 amino acids)
Molecular function (GO): GTP binding
Source: RefSeq, a predicted model, not a curated record
AAAUAUCUCGCCCAUCGCCCAGCGUGGAAUCGACAUAGCACUCAGUAUGGCGAAUAUCGUGAUCUUUGGAGAAACAGGAGCGGGCAAAAGCUCCGUCAUCAACCUGAUGGCUAGGCGACAGAUUGCGCACACAUCGCUCGACUCUCACCGCUGUACCCUGCAUUGGACGGAGUAUACAAUACCCUUCCAAAAUGGGACUCGAUACAAGGUGUUUGAUACAGUCGGUCUCGAGGAGCCCCGUCUACAAACCGGAGACUACCUCACUGCAAUUUCAAACGCAUAUAGCCUCAUCAACAUUUUGAAAGAACGUGGCGGUGUUAACCUCUUGCUCUUCUGUGUCCGCGGAGGUAGAGUGACGGCAACCAUGCAGAGCAACUAUAGGUUGUUCUUUGAAUUUCUCUGCGAGGAAAAAGUCCCGCUCGCGCUAGUCGUCACAAAUCUCGAAAGAGAGGCAAACAUGGAAGAUUGGUACACGCGGAAUGUGGGCCACUUGGAGAAAUACGGCAUUAGAUCCCUGGGACAUGCAUGCAUAACUGCGGCGAAUCUACUCGACGGGAGGCAUAGAGACAAGUAUGAGGAGUCGCGCGGCAUACUCUAUGAAGUGAUUGAGGCUCAUUGCAACGAUUCUGUGGAAGGGUGGACCGGCGGGCAAGGAUGGCUUGCUUCAUCCAUCAUUAAACUUGUGGAAUAUGUCGCUGGACGUCCGAAGAAGUCAGAUGUCAUUGGAGUUCUCACAAAACGAUGUGGGAUGACCAAAGAAGUGGCUCAGCAGGUGGCGCAGCAGAUCAGAGGCGAAAGCCUACCGCAAACGAUGACUGAGAUUCACGGUCACCCACCAGUUCCUUCAGAUGUAAAAAAUACAGGCCCGCAACAGGGACAUGAAGGUCGACCGCGUAACGUGGUGCUCUGGGGGGAGAGUGGAGUGGGCAAAAGCUCACUCAUAAACCUCAUUAUGGGCCGCGACGUAGCGGAAACAUCUCCUGACGCCCUGUCAUGUACUAUUACACAUGCUGCAUAUGAUGUGACGAUCAGCGGGCAAUGUUUCAGGCUGUGGGAUACGGCAGGGUUAAACGAGGGCUCCGAGGGCAAAGUUCCUGCGGCUGCGGCUGCCAGGAAGUUGGCUCUAUUCCUCAGUGGCCUGAACAGGGGAGACGGUGUCCAUCUCCUUGUGUAUUGCGUGCGCGGAACGCGAGCCACAAAGGCUCUGCGAACCAAUUACCAAAACUUCUCAUCCGCCAUCGGUGACAGCAAAGUGCCCAUUGUUAUCGUGGCGACCUGCCUGGAAGACUGGCGUCCAGUGAUGACAGAGUGGUGGAAUCAGAACAAGGACCAGCUUGCGAAAUAUGGCAUGCAUUUCCCUGGAUAUGCUUGUGUCACAACUCUGCCUGGUGGACGCGCGGAAUCCCAGGAUUUACGACAACGUCGUGCACAGUCUUAUGAAGACGUUUGCAAACUUAUUCUGGACUAUUGUUCGCAGGUCCCUCACAAAACAUAGGGCACUGCAGCUAUAAACAAGAUGACGAUAUAUCGUAGUUCCUCACAAUUUCACUCAGAAAUUGGCUUUUUUGUGGGAAGAUCAGGGGCAUCAUGCAUGUGGGUACUGUACGUAGAGAUAUGCACUUACUUCGACGUAAUCUGCGUAUGACAACUUGAAACUGAACCUUGACUUCACAGACAGAUGUGACCUGUGACACCUCAGAAUCAUUUGGUGGCCGUUGUCCAGUGCUAAUGCUGUUGAAGUCGCCAAUGGAGGAGAUUCUUCACCAUGCCAGCAAGUGUAGACGCAGUGCACAUUGAAUCCUCAGUACAAAAACAUUUUAUUGUGAUGGACCCGUUUCAAACUUUAAAUUCUUU